This is a messenger RNA of Helobdella robusta, 234 nucleotides long. RefSeq lists its product as hypothetical. The annotation marks the transcript as partial. NCBI's taxonomy places the organism in Eukaryota, Metazoa, Annelida, Clitellata, Rhynchobdellida, Glossiphoniidae. The record is from RefSeq and is a predicted model, not a curated record. Gene Ontology annotation, molecular function: protein binding. The transcript has 2 exons. Gene Ontology annotation, cellular component: stereocilium tip; cilium; stereocilia ankle link complex.
GGGCUGAGCAUAUCAGGCGGUGCAGAAUGCAAGGCACAUCCGCACAUCAUCGUUGACAAAAUUUCAGCCAAUAGUGCGGCAGCGAGCGAAGGUCAGCUGAAGGCCGGAAUGAAAUUGCUGUCGAUAGAUGGCAGAUCUUUGAAGGGAGUCAGUCACAAAAUGGCGGUCAGCAUCAUCAAAUCAUCAUUCGUCAAUAAGAAAGAUAGAUGGAUGCAAAUUGCAGCCAGUGAAUGA